Molecule: messenger RNA, 4055 nt
Organism: Oenanthe melanoleuca
Lineage: Eukaryota; Metazoa; Chordata; Aves; Passeriformes; Muscicapidae
Exons: 9
Coding region: 187-1872 (561 amino acids)
Source: RefSeq, a predicted model, not a curated record
GGGAGCGCCCUGGAGGAGAGGUGAGUCGGCCGCCCCUCCCGGGACAGCCGGCGGCUGCCAGCGCCUCCCCAGCCCCGCACCCCCGCCACCCCCUUCCUUCCCCUCGAUACUUAGGACAAGCGCAUCCCGGCCCGCCCUGCUGCCGGGCCCCGCCGGCCGGGCACCGCGCCGCUGCCGCCCGGCCCCAUGCUGCGCUCGCUGCUCUCCGGCUGCCUCUGUCCCCUCGCAGCAGGUAAGAAGAGCCCACCUGCUGAGGACAAAGUUGUGCUAACACACAUGAAGAUACUGAGCAAUGAAGGAAUUCAAAACCCAGGGUUAAUCCCAGAGGCUCCAGCUGACACAGCCUGCACAGCAGAGUCCCAUCUUCCCGGUGCCAGUCUCCCACCAGACUGCCUGGGACGUCCAGGUGCAGCAGGUGCAGCAGGUGCAGCAGAUGCAGCAGAUGCAGCAGAUGCAGCAGAUGCAGCAGAUGCAGACUGUGUGGAUGGCUCAGCAAGCACUGACUGUGUAGCCACCCUGCCCGACCUCAGCGCCUUCGAGUCCAAGUGCCGGCUGCACAGAUUCUCCAAAUUUGAAUCUGAGGACUCAGGGGUCGAGCUGCCAAGCGGUGCUAAUUCUCCAUCAACGCCCACGGGCUCAGAGAAGAGCUUUGUGCUCCACAGCAGAGACUCAUUUUGUGACUCAGGUGUGCUCAGCACCUCCUCUUCUCCAGAAAUUGACCAUCAGUUAAUGAGAACAUGUAAAGAACAUGCCAGACAAGUUAGCCUCCAAGAUCCAGAGAGCAAAAAGCAAGCUGAUUACUACAGUCAGGAGGCGGAUGCUGUGCAGGAUCCUACAAUUUCCCUUGAAGGCUUCAAUGUCCCUCAGGAAGAAAGUGCUGAUGAACAUUUUGACCAAAGUGACAAGCAGCCUCUGGAAAGGGAGCCUAUCCCAGAGAUGGACCUUUCCAGGGAAAGCACUCCUUCCACCCCAGGUCCCACAGAAGAGCCAAAGACAAUUGCUGACAGUUUCCCAGAGAAUUUUGGCAGCAUGCAAGACCUUCAGAUCCACGAACAUCAGCUGAAGAAGUACCCCACCAGUGACAGUCUGGAUGAAUACAUGGAUGAAUGCUGUAGGCUGAGUGAGGUGAACCAAAGUAGCAGCAAAGCCCUGGGAUCUGGUCUGGGAUACCUGGAACACAUCUGCCAACUGAUUGAGAAGAUUGGGCAGCUUCAGGAGCACAACCUGCGUCUCCAAAAACAAGUGUGCAACUUGCAGAAAGAGCAGAAGAUGAGUCAGAUAAAAGAGGAAUACCUUGUGCAGCAUUGCUCCUGUGGAGCCAUCAGUAUCUUCCUUAACUCAUAUCAAGACAUGAAAACAAGUUUUGCUGGAAGGAGCAGACCUCACAGCCUCUUGGUUCAGACUGGAAACCCUUCUGAUCUUUCCAUCAUCCCAGAAAUAGGAGCAAACACUGAAAAGCUGAGCAACUGCAAUGGAAGUGAGAGAUACCUGGAAUCAGGAAAGAGCCAGCUGAUGGUGGGGCUCAGGAAGUCAUCAAACAAUAGGAACAACAAGGAGAAUGAGUUCAGAGAAGCUGGGAGUAUGGCUGAGGGACAAGCUUUUCUGUCAAAGGACCCUGCAGUAAGAAAGGCUCUGGACGUCAGCAAGAACAUCUCGGGUGAGAGCCAUGCUUGGAGGAGAAUGAGAGAUCUUAUGAGGAAGACACGACUGACAAACCAGAACAAGCUGGGGCUGUCCUCUGCUGCUCUGAAGAGGUCCUGCCCACAGUUGUAUAGGCCAGAUAUUAUCUCUUCAGAGCUGAGGAAAACUGAGAGGAACUCCAUGAUUGUUCUGGGACAAAAUACAAAGAACGAAAACUUGUGGCCUUUCUGAUAACCUGAGUCAAAUGGAGCAAGGUAAGAAAGUCAAGGCAAGAACCGAAGGACACAAAAUCAAGAAUCCUGGGGUUACUCUGUGCUAAUCCUACAAUUGUCAACAGAGCAACUCAGAGUUGUGUGUUGGAAGGGAAAGAAGGAAGGGGGAUGUUGAGAAGGGUCUGUGGGCAGAUACAUGCUCAGCUAUGUAUGGCUUUGCUCCUGAAUCUGAAGUGUACUUCAAAAAGUCAAGCUACAGAUGAAAAUUGCUGUUAGCAUCUUGGCAACACAACCAACAGGGACUUUUAAGAUUUGGAAAUUCUUCCUGUUCUCUGGGUUAGGAACAGAAUUACCCAAAACACUGAAGCUUUUAAAGUAUCAUUACUUUCUGGGGACUUCCUCAGCCGAAAUAAACAUUAGCUUUAUGGGACAUAGCAUCAUCUAGAGGAGUGCAAGAGACUCAUUGCCCAGGGCAGCGGUGGCUGUUGAAAGGACAGCCUCCACCCUCUGGGGAGGAGAGUUGCAGUCUGUGUCCCCAGCACAGUUCCUCCCUUCAGAGCAGCCCAUGGCCAGCUGUGCCAUUUCACUGGAAUCCAAGAGGAAAACAAAGUGCGUAAAGCUAAGGUCAUUCUGAAUUCACUACUAUCUUCCCAUCCUGUGGGCUGCUUCUGCAGAGGUCCCUGGACUCUAGUGCUACCCUGCACAGAAGCUGGCAUUGCACACAUUGUAAAGACCAGAGUAAGCAGCACUACAGGAAUCAGCCUUUCCACAGACUGGAGGGGGCACCCAGGGCAGCCUCUGCCUCAAGCCCAGCCAUUCUGUAAUCCAUCUUUUUUCUUUUUAUGAUGGGGGACAGGAUACCAGGCUUGAUUUCCCACUUCUGAGUUCCACUGAAGUGCUCUGUCUGUGCAGGUGGGGCAGUCUUGCUGCUGUAUGGCUCUGCCCACACUCUCUCUACUGGGAAAAGGAAAGGAGAGCAAGGCUGCAAGGGACAGUAAUCCAAAUACAUCCUUUGUAAUAUGGGACCCUUUUGGGAUACACUACGAACUGUGUAAGACUGACUGUGUGGUGGCUGCCUUACUGCCACAUGUCCAGUGCUCUCUGACUUGAGGAACAGGCAGUGCAUGCUUCUGAACAUCCCAUGGCUGCAGAGGUCUCUGCACACCAGCUCUUAUAGGUACUAGCAAAAUAAUUAAUACACAUGAAGCAAAUAUUUAAGUAAACUAACAUUGCCUCAAUAAAGGAUUGUUGUACCCCAAAAAUUAUAAUAAAAUUACAAGUCAAGCAAUUGCUGUUUAAAAAUCCCUCCCCACCCCCAAUUUGCCUGAGAACCAAGAUUUGACAAGCUGGCAAGAAUGAUCAGCUUCAGUAGGCUUAGUCUUUCAGCAACAGAUGCUUUCCCUUGCUCAUCCACAUCAGCUGGAGCUGUUGGAGUCCUCCAAACCAGAGCAAGAUCUUUUCUGGGAUUUGGAGAUCUCAGCCAUGCCAGGGCCAGUACAGUUUGCAGGGAUGACUGAGGGCAGGGUUCAAGUACUCACAAGGAUUGCUACUGUUGUUGCUUACCAUCUCAAAAAAAUCUCCACAAACACAAUGACCAAGCCCCACAACCCAAACCCCCAUUAAAAGAAAAAAAAAAAAAAAAAAAAAAGAAAAAAAAAAAAAAAAGUCUGUGCUGACUAAAGGUUAGCACCCUAAAGUAGGUGCUGUGUUUAAUGUUUCAGUUGUAGCUGCUGCUGCAGGACUUGGUUAUUCACUGUAUAUCUUGCUAGCUUCAGCCAAAGCUAGAAAGAUUUAUGACUUGAUUAUUCUAUGAAUAUUCUGUAUAUCUCCAUAAAUACAGGGGAUAAAAAUCCUGCAUUACUUACAUCCUCCAUUAUCCCUCCAAGUUUUUUACAGAGACUGUACAGAAUGUGAAUCAGUGUAAACUGAAUUUAAAGUGUUUUAAGACAUAGCAUCAUGAACUGGUAUUUUCUACAACCCUCUUUAUUCAUGGUAUAAGUUUGUUGGGUGUUUUGUGUUUGUUUGGUUGUUUUUAAUUAAGAUAAACUAGCACUCUUCUUUAUUAUAGCAUUAUAUUAAAUAAGUUCAUGUAUUUUCAGAAGUAAAUGUAUUUAUAAUAUGUAACAUACUGUAUAGUUCUCCACUCCAGGAUCCAUUGUAAUCCAAGCAUAAGAAAUUUAAUAAAAGUAUCACUUAUGAUAA